GCAUUGACACAAACAAUCCCGUAAACCAAAUCAUAGGCUGUCUGUCGCGAGAGCCCUCAGAGGCUUAAACCCUCCGCUGCUAUCCGGCUGUCUUCCUGACAAGGCCAACCAGCAGUCGGCACCCAAAGAGAAGAACAGAGGCCGGAAGACAUGGAUGGUGGUGGCGCAGCGGUGACGGUCCAGAGAUUCCACCAGCCCAAAUACGUCGACGCCCUCAGGUGGCUCCCUCCUUCCUCCCCCUUCCACCGCCACGUCGUCGCCUCACUCUACGACUUCGACUCCGACUCCUCCUCCAUCGACAUCUUCUCCCUCCAUGCCACCGCUAGCACCGCCAUCACCAAUUCCGGUGCCAGGUCCCUUACCAACCUCGACGUAGUCUCAUCUUCCCCUUCCUCUGGCAGGUUCUCCAUCCUCAGAGUCUCCCCAUCUCGUAACACCCACAAGCCCAUUGUUGCCGCGGCCUCCUCCUUGUCGGGCUCCCUCUAUUUCUUUGUCGUCGACGCCGUCGAGCCGACCCUCGAAGCAGAAUUGUCACUCACCCCGUCCGACGGGCCGUUCCACAAUGGUGGUAUCGCGGGAAUGGAUCUAGAGGAAGGCAGAUGCGAGGCCAUCACUGUUGGGGAGGAUGGGAGGGUGAACAUAGCAUGGAUCGGCCAGGCGGGAGGCGUGAACCAUCGGCGCGUCUUCGACAGCGGGGGCCUGGUUUCAUAUAGCGCCGUCUGCUGGGCGUCUCCCGCAGAAUUCGUGACGGGAGGCCCCGGGUUUAAUCUGCAGUGGUGGGAUCAGAGGAAAACUGGGGGUCCCGUUUCUCAUUCUACUGGAAAAUGGAUCCGAGGGACAUCACCAGGAAUGGUACAUUCUGUAGAUAUCCAUCCAUCGCGAAAGCAUAUUUGUGUGGCAGGAGCAUCUUCAGGUGCAGUUUUUGCCUGGGAUCUUCGUCAGCCGCAGCAGCCAAUUUCAUUAUCGGGGAUGGGGCCUGGUGGAAUAAUGACUGAAUCACUCUCUGAAAGUGAGGUCUGGGAGGUACAAUAUGAUCCAUAUAUACAGUCCAUAAACCUGUCUGCUUCAACAGUCCAAAUUCCGCCGGUCAUGAUGUGCUCAGAAGAUGGAGUACUAGCAGUUGUAGAAGCAGGUGAAUCUCCCAUCGAAUUGUUAUCUGAGCCAUGUGCAAUCAAUGCUUUUGAAGUCGAUCCACAUAACCCAUCUGCCGUGGUUUGCAGUCUAGAGUGGGAAACAAUAGCUGUCUUAACGAGACCAUGAAGCUUUACUGUGAGCAGAUAACAAUACAACAGAGGUCCCCUAGCCAUUUAGCACAAAAUCAUGUGCCUUUCCAGCUCGAGUAGCAUGUAGCAUCCUGAAAUUUAUAGAGUAACAUGCACAUGUUAGAACUGUGUGUACUUGAGAACUUAAAAAAAAAUUAAGCAUUCGCAGUUCAUGGCUGCUCAUCUGCCAA
Nymphaea colorata (pocket water lily) is the source of this 1453-nucleotide messenger RNA. Its product is annotated as nuclear pore complex protein NUP43. Gene Ontology annotation, molecular function: protein binding. Bases 151 to 1260 code for a protein of 369 amino acids. Lineage: Eukaryota; Viridiplantae; Streptophyta; Magnoliopsida; Nymphaeales; Nymphaeaceae. The record is from RefSeq and is a predicted model, not a curated record. The transcript has 5 exons. Gene Ontology annotation, cellular component: nuclear pore outer ring.